ACUAACUUUAUUGUGUUACACAUUUCACAAUAUAUACAUGUAUCAAAUCAUCACAUUUACAGUUUAAACUUAAACAAUGUUAUAUGUCACAUAUCUCAAUAAAGCUGGGAAAUAAAUAUAAAAUUGCUCUCUUGCCCUUUACGCUUGAUCCAAUCCAGUUAUCAAUUUAUUCCUAAAUUUCUCUAUUUCCAUAGUAUCAAAUCAACUCAGUAUAAUUCCUCCUGCCACCGUUUCAGUUUAAACCCUCUACCUCUUGCCUGGACUAAAUUAUAGUAGCCUUCUAGUUGGUCUGAAUCUUUCCUCCUUCUCUCUGUCACCUUUUUCCCCAAACUAACUGAGGAUAACUUCCUACCCAUCCUCCAAGGUCCACUCUGACUCCCAGUAAUAUGGUCUCACCUUCCUGUAGGCACUUCCAGCACUCUGUCUUACUCUUCUUUGAGUUUUGACAUUAAGUAGCUUGAGUGAUGAGACUCUGUUCUUCCAUCUUCUAUUUCCAACGAUGAGCAGUCAGUGCCUUGCAUAUAGUACUGUUCAAUAAGCCUUUAUUAUGAUGGAUUGAUAGCAAGGCUAAAAUGGACUCUCUGCUCCACUUAGAACAAACAUUCCCCAACUGAAUUCCACUAAGACCCUUCAGGCUAGGAAAUAGCAAACCAGCUUUGCAGUGUGCCAUGUCAUGCCCUCAGUUUCCAAUGCCCUGGUACUGCAGAGGAAGAGCAAGAAUAACAUUACUUUUUAACCUGUAAAGGAUAUGGACCUUUCUUGAACAGUUCUGAGAAUCAAAGCAGAAAAUGUGGCAGUGACAUUAGUGAAGCCUUAGAAGUGUGAGAAGCACCUGAGAGCUUGUGAUGAGCAGGUUGUCUGUGACAGACAAACAGACCCAUAAACAGGCAUAGCUACUAAUUAGAAGGAGCAAAGAAGUGUUUGAGACCUUGACCACAUGGAUGAGGUGGGAGAGUCUCCUGAAUGCCUAAUUCAGGAGUCCUCUAAAAAUAGGAGUUCAUUCACUCUGACUCAAAAAGUAGGCGUUUGAUAUGGAUUCUUGUUCACAGCACUUGUCAGAGGAGCAUUCCUUCAGUCAGAAGUCUGAAAUACGUAGCUGUAGUCUUGCUUUAUGCCUUGGGUCAUCUUUGGGAGAGACUUGGGGUCUCGAGUCUCCUACUAUCUCGAAGUAGCUGAGGCCUGGGACCCCUAGACCUAAUUGGCUUUGGGACAGGAAGGGAGACAGAGAUACCAUCUCACAUUUGUAGAGUGCUUUCUAGUCUACACACACUGUUAAGCCCCUUUUCUGAUGUUAUCCUCAUGAUAGCCCUGUGAAGUGUGCUGAGCAGAUCGCCCUCAUUUUAUAGACAGGAAAACCAAAGUCACAGGGCCAGUCAGAAAUAGAACCAAGGUCUUCUGACUCCUUAACAAGUGCUCUGUCCACCCCGCCAUGCUACUGAGUUCCAGAAAAGGGAGAAGCUAUUUAAUAGCGCUUGCCACUUAGGUGAAUGGUUGAAACGAAUUGCCCUAAUGUGGUCAGCCAUUGGCUGAGUCUGGGCCCCUCUGCUUUCUGUCCACAGAGCCAUGGGGGUGUUGAUGUCCAAGCGGCAGACAGUGGAGCAGGUGCAGAAAGUGAGCCUGGCUGUGUCUGCCUUCAAGGAUGGGCUGCGGGACAGGCCUUCCAUCCGACGCACAGGUGAACUUUCAGGGUCUCACCGUGGCACGGUAGAGGGCUCUGUCCAGGAGGUACAGGAAGAGAAAGAAGCAGAGGCAAACACCCCAGCACUCCAAGAAGAGAGCAGUGUCAACCGAGCCGCCUGGGAGAGGCUCCGGGAUGGGCGUGGAGUGGAGCCGGAGGAGUUUGACAGGACCAGUCGUUUCACACCCCCUGCCUUCAUCCGCCCCACCAGGAAGCUGGAUGAUGACAAGCCUCCAGAUAUCCGCUUGGAGCCCAGAGAGCCUGUUGUUAAUGAUGAGAUGUGUGAUGUCUGUGAGGUCUGGACAGCCGAGAGCCUCUUCCCAUGCAGGGUCUGCACCAGGGUCUUCCAUGAUGGCUGCCUGCGCCGCGUGGGCUACAUCCAAGGAGACAGUGCCACGGAGGUGACUGAGGCGGCAAACACGGAAACAGGCUGGAGCUGCCACUACUGUAACAACCUCAACUUGCUGCUGACUGAGGAAGAAAUGUACAGCCUCACAGAGACCUUUCAGCAGUGUAAAGUUAUCCCCGACUGCUCCCUGACGCUGGAUGAUUUCCUGCGCUACCGCCACCAAACAGCGAAGCGAGGGGACAGUGACAGGGCUCUAAGUGAGGAGCAAGAGGAGCAGGCAGCCCGCCAGUUUGCAGCCCUGGACCCUGAACACCGAGGACACAUAGAGUGGCCUGAUUUCUUGUCCCACGAGUCCCUCCUACUUCUACAGCAAUUACGUCCCCAGAACUCUCUGUUAAGGCUUCUGACAGUCAAGGAGCGGGAGCGAGCCCGGGCUGCUUUCCUGGCCCGCGGCAGCGGGAGCACUAUCAGUGAGGCAGAGUGCCGCCGUGCCCAGCACUCUUGGUUCUGCAAACGCCCCCCAGAUGCUUCUUCCUGCAGUGUCAGCGUCAGCCAUGUGGGUCCCAUAGCAGACAGCAGCCCAGCCAGCAGCAGCAGCAAGAGUCAGGACAAGGCCUCACUGCCCACAGAGCCUGAGUCCAGGUGGGUGCUCAUGGCCCAGAGCCCAGAGGCCUGAAUGGAACAGGUAUGAUGGCAAGAGUCACAGCCCUCUGGGUUAAGUGCUUCACCCAAGUCAGCUACCACAGAGACCCAAAGCCUGAGCUCCAAUGAGGACGAGGCCUUGAUGGAAGAGGAGAGAAGAAGGCUCAUGCUUUUCCAUUCUUCCAGCUCAGCUCAACUGCAGACCUAGAAAAGUGUGCCAUGGUAUGGAGUACAGAGCCAGCCUUUUUCAUAGCCCAAGAAAGAGCAACUCCACAGAAACCCUCAAAAGGGAUUCCUUUCAAACCACCUGACAAUGAGGAUAAGACACUGGAGCUAAGAAGAGGAUUUGCAUCUCAACUCUCUUGAACAGAGAAAGUCCCAGCAAAGCCUCACAGAAGGAAGAGGUGUUCCCUUCUCCCUGUUACUGAGAUAUGGCCUGAGUUGCUGCUUUUCCCCAUUGCUCACUACAUGUCCUUCCCCACCAGCUUAGGCCCUGGACCUGGCAUGGGAAGACUUUGGGGGCAAGGAGAGGCUGCCACAAGGCCACCAAGCCUGGCCUCCCAGCCCCAGCUGUCCUUCCUAAGUUCUCAUUAAAUUCCCUAGUCAGUGUAUGUUACAGGGAAGCACACGCCCUGGAGUUCAAGUUUCUGUUUCCAAGCUAAUGGCUUAGAUUAGCCAGUUCUGACGACCAAGAGUUAUUUGAGAGGGGGUUGGCUCAGUCAUGCAGAAGUUAACACAACCCCAUUGCUCAAGGCACUUCUACAGAAGCAGCAGCAUACAGCUCAGUGCUGCUCAGAGGAAGGCAGGGAGCUGUAACCUGGGGCAUGGUAAGAGCACUAUAUGGUCUCCUCCCUUAGAGCCUGACCUAGAAGCCUGGUAAGAGGCUUCAGAGGUUGGAUUAUUUGGGACUGAAAGGAGGCAUACUGAAGAUGAACUGGGUUCAUGUGUAUGGCUCUGAACAUUUCAAAAACCCCAGUUCUUUGUAAAUACUCCAUAGCCAUACUCCCAAGACUAAUCAGUAGGAGGGGCCAUUAUUCAGUCCAGCCAAAAAAAGAAAAAAAAAAACAGAAAGAAAGCACAUGACUUUUGGGCCCAAGGACUGCAUCCGAAGCAGCCAGCCCUGGGAUUUUGCACUGAGAUUAAAGCACAUUAAGCACAAGGGCUUUUGCUUACUCUUGGGCAAAUCACCUUCUAUGUCAAUGGCCUCGGGCUGCUUGAUCUCAUGGACAGGGCAUUUUGAGUAAAAACAAGCUCUGGGCUUUGAGAGCUCGCUCGGUAGUUUUUUCUCCUGCCUCGUCAUCAAUCAAAAGGAUUGGCAGUCCAUCUUCUUGUUCCCUGAUCCUUCACAGACCAAGGCGAUGCCUACCUCUCUGGAGCUGCAGCUUCUAGCUUUCUGUGGGUGAGUGGUAAAGACUGGGGGCCACUGGAUCAGGCCAGCUGUAUCCGAGGGCCUGGCAAAGCAGACCCCAGAGUUCUUCCAAAACAGGAUCUGGCCCAUUUGGGAUCACCCUCUCCCUAUUCCAGGGCGGCAAGCUUUCUUAGUGGGGGUGUGCUGCAAAGGGUCCAUGGGACAUUGCCCUCAGCAAAGGAUAGAGUGCCCAGUCACAAGAAUCCUAGGAAGCAGAAAAGCACAGAGAAGUAACCAGCCUCUUCUCCAUAGGCAUCUAGCUUUUUACCAAAGGAGAGGUUCCAUUGCUCCUUCAGUCAAGAGUUGCAGAAGCUCUACCCCAAGCCCCCUUCUCUGAGAUCUCCCUUUGCAGUGUCCUAAUCCACGGAGCCCCUCUCCGGUACAUAUGGAGAUGUUCAAACUUGUAUAAACCUAGUGAAGCCAAUUUCAUUUCCUUAUCAAGCCCUUUCAUCAUUGUGACUGUCUGAAAUUCUGCCAGGUACAGAAAUUAGCAACUGACUCUAAUAAGAGUAUGAGAAAAUGUUUCAGUCUUUUCUUCUUGGCUGCCCCAAAUUGCAGAGAUCAGUUCUUUUUCCAAGCACCACCCGCCCCACCCCCCAGCCAAGGGAGGCUGAGGUUACACAGAUACUCCUCUGAAGACUACUUGCCCUAAGUCUGUUUUUCACCCAGAAGUCCUCUUUUCCAUGCUUAGAUUUAAAGAC
This is a messenger RNA of Kogia breviceps (pygmy sperm whale), 4778 nucleotides long. The record is from RefSeq and is a predicted model, not a curated record. Lineage: Eukaryota; Metazoa; Chordata; Mammalia; Artiodactyla; Physeteridae.